AUGAUAAGUAAAGAUAAGUUUGAGUAAACAAGUGAUAUUUUUACUUGUUUGAAAGAGCUAAACGUAGAAAAGUCCAAUAAAAUUAAUGAAAAUGAUAUUAAGACAUUUUAAGAAAUUAUUUGUGAAGUAAAGAAUUCUAAGUUAUAUUCGAAAUGGAAUAAAAGUGAUAUUUUAAGAUGGUCUUAGAAAAUUUAAUCCUAGGAUUUACAAAAUCUAAACAAAUAAACUCUUGUUGAAGUGCUUUGCGUUCUUGAUAGAGCUGUUGAAUUAGAUAAGAAACACUAGAUUAGAGAAGUUCAAAUGCUUUCUUUACUUUCUUUACUUUGCAAAAAUGAAAACUAAGGAAGAAUACUUUAAAUCCUUACUGGCUAAGGUAAAACAUUGAUUAUAAGUUGCUUGGCUGUGUUACUAAGUUUGCAGGGCUGUCAAGUUGAUAUUGUUACUAGUAAUGAUGUUCUUGCUAAAAGGGAUUCUUAAGAAUUAAAAUCAUUUUACUCAUUAUUCAACCUAAAGUGUUCCCAUAAUAUUUAAAAAGAAGAAAAGAAAUAGAAGAAAUAAAAAAAAGCUGAAAAAGGUUCAUAAAAGUUUGUAGAAGAAGAUGAAGAAGAAGAAGAAGAAGAAUAAGAAGAAGAGAUAAAAUUUGAUGAAGAAAAUAAAAGAAGAGAUUUAUAAAAAGACUUGCUUACAUAGAAUGAAAACGAUGACACAUAAAAUAUGGAAGUAGAAGAAUAAGAUGGGACAGCUAGUUGCUACUAAAAUGACAUUAACAUUGUAUAUGGGACAGCUCACUUUUUUUAAGCAGACAUACUAAAACAUGAAUUUUACAAAAAAGGAAAUAGAGGAUCAAGGAGAUUUGAUUAAGUUAUUGUUGAUGAAGUUGAUAGUAUGCUUGUCGAUUCAAGAAAUCACAGAACAUUGCUAGCUUCAGAAUAAUCAGGGUUUAACAAGAUCAUGCUAAUAAUUUAAAUGAUUUGGAUAGAAUUAGGCAAAAUUGAAGAUUUAAUCAAUCCUAAAACUCUUAAAAAAUGA
Tetrahymena thermophila SB210 is the source of this 1029-nucleotide messenger RNA. RefSeq names its product SecA DEAD-box-like domain protein. Gene Ontology annotation, molecular function: ABC-type protein transporter activity; ATP binding. Gene Ontology annotation, biological process: protein import; protein targeting. Lineage: Eukaryota; Ciliophora; Oligohymenophorea; Hymenostomatida; Tetrahymenidae. Gene Ontology annotation, cellular component: membrane. The record is from RefSeq and is a predicted model, not a curated record. The transcript has a single exon.